AUGCAGUCUAGUCAGACAUUAGACAGCAGUGAGCUGCAAGACAGGGACAGUGAAAUGCUCCAAGAGGCAGAUUUCUCUGAGGUGCCAAGCAGUCCUUCCAGACCAGGUGAAAGUGACAGUUCCUGCCAAAGUCCCAGCAAUGCUUGCCGUAUGGUAGAUGUUGAGGUGCCAAGCAGUCCUUCCAGACCAGUUGAAAGUGACAAUUCCUGCCAAAGUCCCAGCAAUGCUUGCUGUAUGAUAGAUGUUGAGAAUCCUGGUACUGGAUGUACAGAUAAUGAAUCGGAGUCAGAGGUGUGUGAUAAUGGCUCUGACCUUGCGGGUGAUAAUGCCAAGUGUGACAGAGUGUGUGGAGCUCAGUCAGUGUCUGGGGCAUCCAUUGACUCUAUUCCUGUGUGCAGUACUCAUUUAGUUGCCCUGUCUAGUACAGGAACAUGUGACUGGAAAAAUUUGGGACAAAAGCUUAUAGAACAUGAGCGGUCAGUGAAACAUAAAGAAGCUGCUGCUAAGUGGAGUGACUUGCAUUUGAGGCUUAAGAAUAGCUCCACCAUUGAUCACCAUCGUGAGAACUUGAUUGAGUCUGAGAGGAAAUACUGGAGAAAUGUUCUAGAAAGACUGCUAGCAAUCUGUCAGUACUUGUCCCAACAUAACCUGGCAUUUAGGGGUAGUGAGGAUCGACUCUUUACAAGUUGUAAUGGUAACUUCCUUGGGUUGGUGCAGCUAUUGGGCGAGUUUGAUCCAGUAAUACAAGAGCAUCUUCGUCGUAUCAGUAAUGCUGAGAUCCAUGAUCACUACUUGGGGAAAACAAUCCAGAAUGAGUUGAUAAUGUUAAUGUCAAAGUCUGUCAGAGACACUAUUUUGAAAAAGAUAAGAGAUGCCAAGUACUAUUCCAUUAUAUUGGAUUGCACUCCUGACUGCAGUCAUCAGGAACAGAUGUCACUGACUGUCCGUAUUGCUGAAUGCAAUGAAAGUGUGGAAGUUAAGGAGUACUUCUUGUCCUUCCUCCAGGUUACUGAGACUACUGGUGGUUUUCUGACUGACAUUGUGUUAAAUGAACUCAAAAGUUUGGGAGUUCCACUCAAAAACUGCAGAGGCCAAGGUUAUGACAAUGGCUCUAAUAUGAAGGGGAAACAUUCUGGUGUUCAGGCAAGAAUCUUGUCUUUAAAUCCACGUGCAUUUUUUGUACCCUGUGGCUGUCAUAAUCUCAAUCUAGUAAUUGGUGAUGCUGCAAAGUCUUCAAUAGAUGCUGUUUCAUUCUUUGGUAGUCUGCAGCGAAUGUACACUCUGUUUACAUCCUCUACUCAGAGGUACAAAAUAUUUCGUGAUAAUGUGUCUGGUCUAACUGUAAAGCCACUUUGUGAGACCAGGUGGGAGUGUAGGGUAGAAAGUGUCAAAGCAGUGAGAUACCAAGUGGGUGCAGUUUAUGAUGCCCUAGUUUCAGUGGCAGAAGUUACCAAAGGGAAAGAUCCUAAGGCAUAUUCAGAAGCAGCAUCACUGAGCAGUGCAAUGAAAAGUGCUAAGUUUUUAAUAGUGCUGGUAGUCUGGUAUGAUGUAUUAGUAAAGGUUGAACAAGUCAGUAAACUUUUACAAAAAUACAGGGCCACGGGGUACAAAAAGGCAAAAGUGACUGCAACUGAGCUAGCUGAAGAACUGGAUGUAGAACUCAAGUUUCCUGGUGCAGAUGAGGUGAGACCCAGGAAAAAGAGGAAGCUUUCUGGUUAUGAAGCGGAUGAUGAGUGUCUAAUUAGUCCUGAACAGAAUUUUAAAGUCAACUUUUUCUACACCCUUGUUGACGUUGCACUGUCAUCUGUGCAGGACAGGUUCACUCAACUUGCACCUCAUAGUGCUACUUUUGGCUUCCUCUACAACAUACAAGACCUCUGUACGGUUUCUGAUGAUAAGCUAUUGCAGCUCUGUAAAGACUUGCAGAAUCUUUUAACCCACAAUGACUCUGCUGAUAUCGAUGCAGUAGAGCUGUAUGAGGAAUUGAAAACCCUUUGCCACAUUAUUACAAAGGGAUUAUCAGCACUGGAUGUCCUUAAUGUAAUGAAAAAGUGA
This is a messenger RNA of Protopterus annectens (West African lungfish), 2055 nucleotides long. RefSeq names its product zinc finger MYM-type protein 1-like. The transcript has 3 exons. NCBI's taxonomy places the organism in Eukaryota, Metazoa, Chordata, Ceratodontiformes, Protopteridae. Bases 1 to 2055 code for a protein of 684 amino acids. The record is from RefSeq and is a predicted model, not a curated record.